CCGUGGCUUUGAUUCGAGUUGUGGCGUGUAUGAAUUCGUGAUUUGUGGAAUACCUUUCAGCGACGUGAGUUUGGAUCGCAAACAAAGCUCACCGGCUACUGAACCCGUAAGUGGGAGUGAAGCCCCACCCAAAACGCAUCGCGGGGAUCUCACUCAUCAGCCGAGGGUGGAGAUAAGGGCCGGGAGAGUGCUCUGCUAUGGUUUUAUAAUUGGGAAUCAUAAAAAGUCUAAUAAUCAGCUCACAGGCCGUGACCAUGUCGAGCGUAUCUGAGGAGAAGAGCCCGGCUCUGCCACAAGUUCGGAACACCCUGGCCCAGCCGAUUCUGGCCGCCUUUCUUGCUGGUGGAGUCGCCGGUGCUGUCUCCCGGACUGUCGUAUCCCCGUUAGAACGGCUCAAGAUUCUUUUUCAGAUCCAGAGCGUCGGUCGAGAGGAGUAUAAGCUUUCCGUUUGGAAAGGCCUGUCAAAGAUGUGGCGAGAGGAGGGCUGGAGAGGAUUUAUGCGCGGCAACGGAACAAACUGCAUCCGUAUCGUUCCUUAUUCAGCUGUCCAGUUUGGAAGCUAUAAUGUUUAUAAAAAGUUUGCUGAGCCCUACCCUGGUGGUGAUCUCACACCUCUCACACGCUUGAUCUGCGGUGGUUUCGCCGGAAUUACUUCUGUCUCAUUCACGUAUCCUUUGGACAUUGUCCGUACCCGGCUAUCAAUCCAGACAGCAUCAUUUGCUGCUCUUGGCCCACAUUCAGUCAAGGAUGUUCCAGGUAUGUGGGCGAUAAUGGCGUCCAUGUAUAAAAAUGAAGGUGGAAUUGCUGCUUUGUACAGAGGGAUCGUCCCUACAGUGGCUGGUGUCGCCCCUUACGUUGGGCUUAAUUUCAUGACUUAUGAAGCUGUGCGAGGCUUCUUCACCCCGGAAGGUGACCAGCACCCAAGUGCCAUUCGGAAAUUGGCCGCAGGUGGAAUUUCAGGCGCCGUUGCGCAAACGUGCACGUAUCCAUUUGAUGUGCUGAGGCGACGAUUUCAGAUAAAUACCAUGACUGGCAUGGGAUACCAAUACAAAUCCAUGUGGGACGCAGUGACUAUGAUCGUAUCGCAAGAAGGAAUUCGGGGAAUGUACAAAGGCAUUGUCCCGAAUCUGCUAAAGGUUGCUCCUAGCAUGGCUAGCAGCUGGUUGAGCUUCGAGCUCACGCGCGACUUCUUCGUCAGCCUUCGCACGCCUGAUUACUAGGGAGUGAUCGAAAAUCGCCCUCCCUUCUUGUUUCGUGGCACAUACACCAGGUCAUUGAUAUGCUCAAACGUCUUUUGUGACCGACAGUCUUGGUACGGCACGCGACGCAUUUCCCAGAGUGUCACGACUCCUCCUGUACAUCGAGCCCUGUCGACGGCUCAUUCAUUGAAAGCAUAUGGCCAUUCGAAAUCGCCGAGACUUGGUCCACUUCUUUUAUAUUUCGGCUUGCAUAUUUGGUAGCGGGCGCAUUCAGGGCAGGCUGCUAAGCGUUUGAAACCAUAACCACGGAGGGCCACAACUUUUGGCCCUCGUCUGUACAAUCCAAGGAACGAACCUAAUUCUUGUUUUUAUCAUCCGCGACCAGUAUAAAAUAUAUCCUGUAUCUAUCGAGCUACAUGCAUUCUGUAUUUUAGAGGAUAGGGCAGAUUGUUGGAGCCGCUCGGGUCGAUAGAUUGUAAUUUAAAUAAAAAAAAAAAAAAAAAAA
Xylona heveae TC161 is the source of this 1704-nucleotide messenger RNA. RefSeq names its product mitochondrial carrier. The transcript is spliced from 4 exons. The record is from RefSeq and is a predicted model, not a curated record. Gene Ontology annotation, biological process: transmembrane transport. NCBI's taxonomy places the organism in Eukaryota, Fungi, Ascomycota, Xylonomycetes, Xylonales, Xylonaceae. Bases 255 to 1220 code for a protein of 321 amino acids.